Molecule: messenger RNA, 1092 nt
Organism: Heterobasidion irregulare TC 32-1
Lineage: Eukaryota; Fungi; Basidiomycota; Agaricomycetes; Russulales; Bondarzewiaceae
Exons: 4
Coding region: 1-1092 (363 amino acids)
Source: RefSeq, a predicted model, not a curated record
AUGUCUUGGUCCACUCGACAAGUCCGGACUGCUACAACAGCCCUCCCAUGGACGAAGGAUUUCCGCCAUCUGCAGUCCUUCCCGCGACACUGGCUGAAGCGGUUCAGCUUUGCGGACCAGAACAUCAAGGCGGCGAGGGUCAAGGACCGCAUAAAAUACUGGAACAUCGUACCAGGCGACCAGGUCCGCGUGCGCGGUGACGAGAGCGAGAGAAUUUUAGAGGUGUCGAGGAUCAACAAGCUCACGAACCGCGUAUACCUGAAGGGAAUGGGCGAGACGUCAUCGAGCCGGACUGGUGUCAAGAACGUGCACUACUCAAGGUGCCAGCUGUUCAUCGGGAAUCACGAAUUCCCGCCCAAGGGGAAUGCGAAGGAGCCGCGUGUUGUCCCGGUGUUUGCGACGCGUCUGGGCACCUCGCAGCCCCACUGGCUGCCCACGCACCAUCGCUAUGAGUGGGACCGCUUCGCGGCCGCCACGACCCCGCGACUUCCGGCGCAGACCCACCAGACGGACAGAGUGCGAAUCCCGUGGCCCAAGGUGGAGGAGCCCGUCCGAGCCCAACCUACGCGAUACGACACGACCGCCGAGGCGGUCACGGCCAUCACAUACAAGCCGUUUGCCCUCCCCUCCACCCUCAAGGCGCCCGUCCCAGAACUGGCAUACGAAAAAGGCUACAUCCAAUCGCUUUUCAACCCGCAGGCACGCUCGUUCGACGCCUCCGCGCCUGUCGAGGUGCACCUGCACAAGGAGCUCUCGAACCCGCACGGCAGGGCGAAGAAGCAGGCACGCUGGCAGGCAAGACGUGCGUGGCGACAGACGCUGCUGUCGGAUUAUGUCCGUGCGGAAAUGAAGGAGCUCAAGGGCCGCACGCGGGCAGAGGCGCGGGCGGAGGGGACGUGGAAGUGGAGCCAGAGGCUGGUGGACGAGCGGGCGGACGAGAGGAGGCGCCGGUGGAAGAGCCGGGGUGCGCAGACGCGGAUGGAGAGGCGGAAGGUGCGGAAGGAGAGGAAGGCGGUCAAGGAGGGCGAGAGGCUGAAGAGGCUGGUCCUGCACGAGGCGCCGAACCAGGUCAUCCCUCAGCCGCAGCAGUGA